Molecule: messenger RNA, 2146 nt
Organism: Stegostoma tigrinum
Lineage: Eukaryota; Metazoa; Chordata; Chondrichthyes; Orectolobiformes; Stegostomatidae
Gene: fip1l1a
Product: FIP1 like 1a (S. cerevisiae)
Exons: 15
Coding region: 324-1898 (524 amino acids)
Cellular component (GO): mRNA cleavage and polyadenylation specificity factor complex
Molecular function (GO): RNA binding
Source: RefSeq, a predicted model, not a curated record
GCCUGGCAGCACCUGUGCAAGGAGAAGCAGAGUUAAUGUUUAGAGUCCAAUAUGAUGCUUAUUUGGAAACCUGGAUAAAGAACGAGUUAAUCUGUUUCUGUUUGCCUUGUCCAAAGAAGGAACGUUCGUCGAGGUGCCUCUUUAAGUAAUGAAACAGGAAAAUCUGUGUCUGCUUGAAUAGGUAGUGAGAGCCUUUGCUUAAUGCCCUAGUGUGAUGAUUGGUAUCAAAGCCAAAGGUCUCACUGCUGACCUUGGAGGCAACGGUCCACAAGGACCUAGCAGUCCCCAUGUUGACAGUUCAAAUCUAGUAUCAAAUCAAAGCGAUGCCUUGGCGUGCAGCAGGAGUCAUGUCAACAAGCAGUGUUGAUGCACCUGCUCCAGACUCUACGGAAGAAACUCGGGGGAAUGGAGUGAUGAGAACGAAUCCUACAACUGAAGGGGAGGAUGAAAGUGACAGUGAUAGUGAUGAUGAUGAUGAUGAUGUUCAAGUAACCAUCGGUGAUAUUAAAACUGGAGCACCACAGUACACCUAUGGAGUGACACCUGUAAAUCUCAAUAUUAAGUCCUCAGGAAGACUUUAUGGGUCAGGAACAAAAGCUGGAAAAGGCGUUGAUCUUGAUGCUCCUGGUGACAUCAAUGGAAUGCCAGCUUUAGAAAUAGAUUUGGAUUCUUUCGAAGAUAAGCCUUGGAGGAAGCCAGGUGCUGAUCUUUCUGAUUACUUCAAUUAUGGGUUCAAUGAAGAAACUUGGAAAGCCUAUUGUGAGAAACAGAAGCGACUGAGAAUGGGUCUUGAACCCCUUCCUCUUGCCUCAACUACAAACAGAAUUACAGUACAACAGGGCAGAACUGGAAAUCCUGAGAAAGAACCAGAGGUGCCACCCCCUAAAAUGGACUUCCCUUCUCCUCCAAAUCGUUUCCGGGCAGGACCUCCACCCAACAGAAGGUUGUCUGGGUCCAUAGAGGUAAUUGGAGGUCAGUUAAUUACCAUUGCUCGUGUGGAGGGCCGACGUCGGGACAGGGGUGGAACAGAUGAAAAUGCCAUCCAGGUUCUUGGAGACCAUCCAGCAUCAGAAUUUACUAACAAUACCUCGACAAAACGUCCUCCAUUUGUACCUCCAGGAGCACCUCCACCUCAUCUAGCUGGACCACCACCUCCAUUCCUGCCGCCACCGCCUCCUGUUAAUACUGGGCCUCCAAUUCUUCAUCCACCAGGAAUGCCUUUAACAACACCACCACCAGGUUUCCUGCCUCCACCUGGAGCUCCUCCGCCUUCACUUGUGCCAUUAGAAAGUGGACCUUCAACAUACAACAACCGUACUACUGCUCCAUUUGGUUACGCAAGCGCUGAUUAUGCUAAUCUGACGUAUCCCAAUAUCCCAGUUUCAUCUUCCUGGAGUACUUUAAUUGAUAACAACAACAAGCCACCAUCACAGCAACAGCAACCACAUUGGGAUUAUUAUCCACGGAGAGAGAGGGACAGAGAUCGUGAUCGAGAACGAGAGCGCACAAGGGAGAGAGAACGAGAUCGGGACAGGGAACGGGAUCACGACAGAGAGCGUGACCGCAGUCCUAGUUCAAGUGUUUAUAAUGGUGACGAAGGUCGAUAUAGGCACAGAGAUUAUUCAUCUGAUAAAAGCUAUGAUCGUGAUUACCAUCAUCGGGACAAGGUCAGCAGGGAUAAAGAAGAUCGGCAUAAAGAGCGCAGACACCGGGACAAAGAAGAAGGAGGGAGACACAAAUCUUCCCGAAGCAGCAGCAGACGGCGCCAUGACAGUGAAGAGGUGGAUGGCCAUAAACGACACAAACACAAGAAAUCUAAACGAAGCAAGGAAGAUAAAGAAGCCAGUGAAGAAAUUUCCCAGGAGCCAGAGCCCAGUGAAGCUGCUAGCAGCAAUUAAAUCUCCGGUCCCUUCCUUUUUUGGUUAUAAUGCCAAGGUUGGGAAGGAAAAUAUUGGAAAUGCUUGAAAAUUGUUCAGGUAAUGGUAAUUUACUAAAUGGAAUUUCUGCAGAAGUCAGAAAUUCCAAAUUAUUUCAAAGGACUGUUGAGGUGUGUGGUGCUUUUAAGCAUCUACUAUGUUAUUAAAACAUAAUUACAAUGCUUGUAUUAGUUUAUUGAAGAUUAAUAAAAUUUGUUUUUUGUUUAAAA